CAGGCCAUCGCUGUGGCUGCGUCCGGCUCUGGUAUCGGGGGGAGCUGGACUCAGCAAGGUCUCUGCGGAGCAGUCCCGGGUGUCCCGCUGGUUUCUCCGAGAAUGAAGGCGUCUUGCGCGCCGCCCCGCUGCUCCGAAAGACUGGCUUCUGGGCGUUUCGUCGGGGUGCUUCUGCUGGCGCCGCUGCUCCUGCUGCCCACGUCCUCCGAUGCCUGUGAUGAUCCACCAAGAUUUGUCACUAUGAAGCCCCAGGGUGACCCUCCAUCCAGUUAUAGUCCUGGGGAUAGGAUUCUGUAUGAAUGUCGUCUGGGUUUCCAGCCAGUGACUCCUGGUCAAGUCCUCGCUCUUGUCUGUCAGGAAAAUAAAACAUGGUCGUCUCUCCAGGAGGGCUGUAAAAGAAAACAGUGUUCCAACCUACCUGAUCCCAUAAAUGGCCAAGUUACCUUUGUAAAUGGAAGUACUGAGUUUGGUUCACAGGCUCACUAUGUUUGUAAUCAGGGUUAUUACUUGAUCGGGACAAGUAUUUCUCAUUGUGACAUUUCUGGAAAUGGUGUGGGCUGGAGUGAUAAUCCUCCAACAUGUGAAAAGAUUUUGUGUAAACCACCUGAAGAAAUUCCAAAUGGAAAAUACACCAAUAGCCACAAGGACGUGUUUGAAUACAAUGAAGUAGUAACUUAUAGUUGUGAUCCUUCAAAUGGACCAGAUGAAUAUUCACUUAUUGGAGAGAGCAGGCUUAUUUGUGUUGGAAAUGAUGAAUGGAGUAGUCAACCUCCUCAGUGUAAAGUGGUCAGAUGUGAAUAUCCAGCUGUUGAAAAUGGAAUGAUAGUCUCAGGACAUGGAAAAAAACAUUACUACAAAGCAACGGUUGUAUUUAAAUGCAAUGACGGUUUUAACCUUCAUGGCAACAAUAUAGUUGUCUGUGGUGAGAACAGUACUUGGGAGCCUGAGCUACCAAAGUGUAUUAAAGUGUCGAUUCCUCCCAGCACCCACCCUCCAAUUCCCAGCACCCACCCUCCAGUUCCCAGUGUCUCAGUGUCGACUCGCAGCACCCAACAACCAAUGCCCAGUGCCUCAGGACAUCCCCCCAGCCCUACUGAUGCAACACCCCCGAACGAUGCUGAGGGUUUAGGUGCAGGAUUCAUCGUGCUCAUCGUUGUUGCUCUACUUGUUGGCAUUGGAUUAUUGCUUUGCCUGUACUUCUGUCUUUGCAGACAAAAGAAGAAAGGGAAAGCAGAAUGUAGCGCUUCCUACAGCACUUAUCAGGAUAAAGCAGCCACUCCAACAGAAUAGAUGACCUGAACCGUUUCCAGGAACACAUGUAUCACUCAGCCAUGAAAAUGAAGGAAAUCUUGCCAUUUGCCGCAAUACAGAUGGACCUUGAGAGGGUUUUGCUGGGUAAUAAGUCAUAUAAAGAAAGACAUGUGUACUGUCUGAUCUCACUUAUAUGUUGAAUCGGAAAAAAAAACAAGCUUUCAGGAAAGGAAAAUGAGAUUUGUUGAAAAUGAGAUUUGCUUCUGUACAAAUAAUCUAUUCCAUAUAUUAUUAUAUCAGUGGUGGGAUGCUGGUGGGGGUGGGUUUGAGUAAAGGUGGUCAGAAAAUACAAACCUUCAGUUAUAGGGUGAGAAAGUACCGGGGUGUAAUUACAGCAUAGUGGCUACCGUGAGUUACUCAUACUGUGUUUAUAUUGGCAAGUUGCUAAGAGUGGAUCUUUAAAAGUUCUAAUCACACGGAAGAAAAAAGUUUUUUGUAGGUCUUGACAUUAUCGAGUCACGCUGUACACCUUGAACGUAACGCAAUGCUAUCUCUCAAUUUUGUCUCAAUACUGAAGGAAAGAAAUAAAAAGAUUAUUUGCUGCUUUCUUACACUGUCAGAAAUAAAACUGCUAAGCGAUAGCCAUAGGAACAGUAAAGCAUUUUAAUCUGGCAGAAGUAUAGUCACUAUUCUUUAAUGCUUCUUUGAAACAUGUAUGAAUUUAGGUUUGAACACCUUGCCUGUUUUUCCUUAAAUAGCACUUGACUUAUGGGGCAGGUCAACAUGGUAUUCCCAGUAGUGUUAAGGUAGGGAAAUGUGGUGUGUUUUUGUUUUUUUUUUGCUAUAAGAUCUCCAAACUCAGAGAAAUAUAUUGCAAAAUGAUAUUACAUUCCAUUUGCAAAGAAAGUGAUUUUGAAAUCUUUUCUUGUUCAGAGAUGAUUACCAGUUCUUAAGGUUCAUUCUUUUGAGUUUCUUAACUAAGAAUAUUGCUGGAAAAUAUUCUUAUAUUAAAUAGAUUAAAAUGCUAUUUUUUAAAAUUUGUAACCUCGUGGUAAUUUAGAGAUGCUAUUAAGUUUUUGUCUGGCAUUUGUUCUUCACCCCUUUUAUUUAUAAUAAGCCAGUCUGAGAAACGAAGAAUUCAGCAUCAGUUUCAGGCUUCUGUACAAAGUUAGAGUAUUCUUAGCACCCAUGGCAAUAAUGCCAGCUCAGGACAAAGUGAACGCUGUGGCCUUAUAGUUUUCUUAAGAAAAUUCCACUUUAUUAUUAUUAUGAUUGUACUAUAGUUGUUUUUUUACAAUGUUGUAUCUGUUUCUGCUGAAGAAUUCUACUCUCUAAGAGAGUUAGAAUCCACUCUAAAGUCUGGCUCUAGGGGGUUUUCUCUGCCCACCUGGAUAAAGAUAUGUCUUACUUUACACAUGUCAUCAGAAUGUAAGCAGUUUUGUAGGGAAUGAAUUCAUCAGAUAACCUCAGGUCGUUAUCAGAAUCUUAAGUCUUUGUGGGUUCCUCACCUCAUCUGUAAAGGGCAGAGUAAAAAUGAAGCCCUGUAUUUCAGAAAAGCAAACUCAACUCUUUGGAUGUAGGUCAUGCAAAGGGAAGGAAAAAGGAAACAUUCUCAGGUGGGUCUGGACACUCAGGUGGGACAGACCCCAGCCUGCUUCUCUGUCCUCACACCAGUGGCCACAGAGGAGGGACUCUGCUGUAACUCAGAUUUUUAUAGGUUUCGUUUUACACCUUUAAAAAAAAAUUUUUUUUUUUUUUUAAAUUUUUUGGCCAUACCUUGACAUGCAGAGCUAUCCAAGCUGAGAUCAGACCUGUGCCCGCUACAGUGGAAACACAGAAACCCAACUGCUGGACCACCAGGAAGUGGAAGGUCCUCACAGUUCAUAGUUAGUAGCACAAACUGGGCCAAAGAAAAGUUGCCUUGGAAAGGUGUGAAUGAGGACUCAAGGGUGAACAGGAGUAAAUACUGUUUUUCUCCCUAAGGACAUGUUUAUAAGGCCCUCUGUAAGUGGUCCUUCCCUUUGUAAUCUUGGGUAAGGCACUUGGAAGAGAAGUUUGAACAGAAUAAAUUCAGGAAUUCUGAGACAAAUCCAGAGUUGAAGUUUUGCUGUACCCAUUUAUCACAUACUCUUCAAGAAUCUAACACUUUCUCAGAAGCACAGAGGUGGCUGUGGUACAUAUUUCUUAAAACCUCAAGGAAAUGUUUUCAACAAAAGUUUAUUGUGCUUACCAAAAUACUUUCACAAUAGUUUCCACUUCAAAUUUAGUUUUUCCAGUGUUAACAUAGUUAUAUGUAAGAUUGAAAUAUGUGUGUACAUAUAAAUUAUGUUCUGUCUGCAAAUCACUUGUCAAUUACUUAAAUAUAUGAAGAAACCAUUUUUCUCUAGAAAUGUCUGUCUGGAUGAGAGGGAAAAGUGUAUUUGAAUUUAAACUUAAAACUGCAAGAGUGAAUCCCCGGUGGAAUGAGACGUCUCAUAUCUGUAUUGUUUGUUUUCUGAGAAUUGAACCUUUGAAUCUGUUUAAAAAAUAAAAUGUCAUU
Messenger RNA from Budorcas taxicolor (takin), 3790 nucleotides. RefSeq names its product membrane cofactor protein-like. The transcript has 12 exons. NCBI's taxonomy places the organism in Eukaryota, Metazoa, Chordata, Mammalia, Artiodactyla, Bovidae. Gene Ontology annotation, cellular component: cell surface. The record is from RefSeq and is a predicted model, not a curated record. Gene Ontology annotation, biological process: negative regulation of complement activation, classical pathway. Bases 103 to 1290 code for a protein of 395 amino acids.